Molecule: messenger RNA, 2704 nt
Organism: Glycine soja
Lineage: Eukaryota; Viridiplantae; Streptophyta; Magnoliopsida; Fabales; Fabaceae
Product: E3 ubiquitin-protein ligase RFWD3-like
Exons: 13
Coding region: 205-2094 (629 amino acids)
Biological process (GO): interstrand cross-link repair; protein ubiquitination
Cellular component (GO): nucleus
Molecular function (GO): ubiquitin protein ligase activity; protein binding
Source: RefSeq, a predicted model, not a curated record
AAAACUAAACCAAAACCACAUCCGAGAGCAUCCUAUAGUGAGAGAAUGAAGGAUAAUAUUUUGUAAUGUGCACGAACAAUGUUAAGUUAUUUCACUUUGAUCCUUUCCUUGAGUUCUUUCGCACCAAUUAAACGAUUGAAAUUCACCUCCGUUUAGUUUUUUCCCCUCGGUGGCCCUUAUAGGUUUGGGCUCUCCCCUCUCGUAAUGGAUUCAACACUAUUUCUAAACCCCGCAGACUUUGAAUUACCCCACGACUACGACGAAAACGCAGAAGCAAAUCUCAUUGAAAUUCCCGCAGACUUUGGAUUAUCCCACGACGACGACGACGAAACCGACGAUGAAGAAGAAGACGACGACGACGACGAAGACGAAGAGUAUGUUCCCGCCGGGGCGCCUCCUAGGGUUUCGCACGACGCUCCCCGUGUCAGUACAUCCAACAGCGAAGUCGUUACCCUCAUCGAAUCGCAGAACAAGCGCCGUAGAACCGAAGGAGGCGAGGCUUCUUGUUCCUUCGCGAAUGGGAGCCUGAGCCAAGAGAACGAGUGGGCCAGCCCUGACGUUGACGGUCUCCUUUGCCCUAUUUGUAUGGACGCUUGGACCAAUAACGGCGAGCAUCACAUCUGCUGUCUCCCUUGUGGACACAUAUAUGGCAUGUCUUGCAUCAAAAAAUGGCUUCAACACCGCAGAAAUUCCAAUAAGUGUCCUCAAUGUAAAGUGAAAUGCUCGUUGAAGGAUGUGAGGAAACUCUAUGCCUCUCAAGUAGUGGCCGUCGAGGAAGAAAAUCAGAAGAGAAUUCGGUCACUUGAGGCCAAAUGUGCUGCCCUUGAAAGCAAGGUAAGUAAUUGGCACAAGAAGGAAACUGGAUGGCAGAAAAGGGAAGCUGCAUUGAGUUUUCAAGUUCAGAAGCUUACAGAGGGAAGUGAUUGCCACAAGAAAGAAGCCGGAUGGCAGAAGAAGGAAGCUGCAUUGAAUCUUCAAGUUCAGAAGCUUACUGAGAGAAACACUUAUUUGGAGAUGCUACUAGAUAUGCAGAACAGGCAAUUGAUGUUCAAUUUUGAAUUGCAGAAAACAUUUGAUCUGGAUGGUGCUCGUGUUUUUGAUAUGGACAUUUCAAAUCAAAUUUUAUUAAUUGCACAAAAGCGAAAGGCAAUAGGUGGAAUGCACUUGUUAACUAAAAUGAGCUUGAUGUCUCCAUUUGAGAUGCAAGACAUCUUACUGCCUUCUGGCACAAAUGGUGUUAAAGACCUACACAUUUCUGCUUCUCAUAGUAGUAGUAGCCUGGCCCUCUUUGCUUCUCUAGGAAAGAAAUUAUCAGUGCUCAGCUUGGACAGCGGCAACCUUGUUGUCAAUUAUGACCUACAGGUUCCUGCAUGGUCUUGUUCAUGGGAUCUCAACAAUUCACAUUACAUAUAUGCUGGACUACAGAAUGGUUCUGUCUUGGUGUUUGAUAUGCGCCAAACUGCAGGACCCAUGAAAUCCCUUGUUGGUUUGACUAGCAACCCUGUGCAUACUGUACAUGCUCUUGCACAAACUUCAAGUUUGUCUUCUGGUGUUAAAACCAUCCUAUCUGCAUCUGCUGUUGGCCUUUGUCAGUGGAACCUUGAUUCUGAAGAGCGGCCGCUUAUGGUUCCUGAAACUGAUAAUCAAGGAGUUUGCAUAUCCCUUGCCUAUUGCCCUAGCAGUGAUGACAUUGUUGCUUCAUACCGACCGAAAUAUGACAUGUCCAUGGAUCUGCGUCACUCUCAACCAUCGCCAACUCCUCCUAGGACGCAACACGGAGUACAGGGCACUCAUGUCUUGUUCAAUAGAAUGGGCAGUCAUCAUUUCCAAAAGGUGGGUUCCUCGUAUGCCAGCGUAAGUAAAUUUCUACUACCAAAAUGUGUAAUUAUGGACAUAGAGGAUCAGAGCAGAUUGUUUGCGUCUUUGAAUGAAGAUACACGUGAUUUGGUCUUGCAUGCGUUGCCAUCUUUUAGUGUUCUUCAGCAAUUGAAAAUGCAAGCUCAGGGUCGUGAUCUUAGGUACUCACCUAGCCAUGGAAUUCUUGGUUGUUUAAGUGAGAACACAUUGCAGCUUUUUUCCAAACGCUCGUGGUAAAGGUAAUUCUUCCUGCAAUGUCCUUUCAAGAAUAAGGGGUUCUUUGGGGUUGAUUUUUUGGGGGUUCAUUCACGAUAUGCGAGAAAAGAUUGAUGUAGCACCUAUUGAGAAAAAACGGGAAACCACUUAAGGUAAUUUGGACAUGUACAAAAGAGACCACAAGAGACGUCAAUUAGAAGGGUGGAUAACAUGAUUUUUUAGUCCAGCAAAAAGGAGAAAAGGGAGACUGAAGAGCAAAAAGGAGAAAAGGGAGACUGAAGAGGACAUUGUAGGAAAUCAACAAGGGAGACCUUAGACUCAAUAUCUUUGAAACCUUGAUUUUCUUCUGUGUUGUGUCGAGUACUGUAGUAUAAUAAUGUAACUGACUUUAUUUAAUGGGAUAAGACUUUGUUGUUGUUCUAAAUUAUUCUUAGAAUUUUAGGUUUCCUUAAAGUAGUUGAUAGCUUUCCUUAAAUUACUUUGUUCAUUCUUCUCUAAUUAUUUUGUAGGGAUUUUUUCCCCAUUUGUUUGUAAAUUGGAGCAGUAAUGCUGAUAUUGAUGUGACAAUGGUAAGAUACAGAUUGUCGUUAAGAACAAACCAUGAUUACGUGAAAGUCACUAAAACUAUUAA